Messenger RNA from Onychomys torridus (southern grasshopper mouse), 682 nucleotides. RefSeq names its product BTG anti-proliferation factor 2 (gene Btg2). Lineage: Eukaryota; Metazoa; Chordata; Mammalia; Rodentia; Cricetidae. Gene Ontology annotation, biological process: negative regulation of mitotic cell cycle; negative regulation of cell population proliferation. The record is from RefSeq and is a predicted model, not a curated record. Gene Ontology annotation, cellular component: cytoplasm; nucleus. The coding region runs from base 85 to 561 and encodes 158 amino acids. The transcript is spliced from 2 exons.
GCCUGGGGAAAGUCCGGGCAGAACCCGAGCGGCGGCCAGACCACCCUGGUCCUCAUAAUACACCUACUUCCCCAGCCACCCGGCAUGAGCCACGGGAAGAGAACCGACAUGCUCCCAGAGAUCGCCGCCGCCGUGGGCUUCCUCUCCAGUCUCCUGAGGACGCGGGGCUGUGUGAGCGAGCAGAGACUCAAGGUGUUCAGCAGGGCGCUCCAGGACGCACUGACCGAUCAUUACAAACACCACUGGUUUCCAGAGAAACCAUCCAAAGGCUCCGGCUAUCGCUGCAUCCGCAUCAACCACAAGAUGGACCCCAUCAUUAGCAAGGUGGCCAGCCAGAUUGGACUCAGCCAGCCCCAGCUACACCGGCUGCUGCCCAGUGAGCUGACCCUGUGGGUUGAUCCCUAUGAGGUGUCCUACCGCAUUGGAGAGGAUGGUUCCAUCUGUGUCCUGUAUGAGGAGGCCCCGGUGGCUGCCUCCUAUGGGCUCCUCACUUGCAAGAAGCAAAUGAUGUUGGGCAGGAGCAGCCCCUCAAAGAACUAUGUGAUGGCUGUCUCUAGCUAGAGGAGCCACCCUACCCCGGCACUCUACUGUACUCAAGCUGCCGUGACAACAGGCCACCGUAUACCUCAACCUGGGGAACUGUAUUUUUAAAUGAAGAGCUAUUUAUACAUGCUAUUUUUUU